Quercus lobata is the source of this 2063-nucleotide messenger RNA. RefSeq names its product cysteine-rich receptor-like protein kinase 10. Lineage: Eukaryota; Viridiplantae; Streptophyta; Magnoliopsida; Fagales; Fagaceae. Bases 23 to 2011 code for a protein of 662 amino acids. Gene Ontology annotation, biological process: protein phosphorylation. Gene Ontology annotation, cellular component: plasma membrane. Gene Ontology annotation, molecular function: ATP binding; protein serine/threonine kinase activity. The record is from RefSeq and is a predicted model, not a curated record. The transcript has 7 exons.
GCCUAGGCGAAUAGGAGGUAAAAUGUUUUCCCUCCACAACACCACAGCCUUUCCGUUAAUAUUGUUUGCAGUGUUUUCCCUUACAAGCUCCAUUAAUUCCCAGCCAACCUAUAAUGACAACAUAUGUUUAGAUCAAUCAAAUCAAACCACCAACGCUAAUUAUCAAUCCAACCUCACAGUCCUGUUGAAUUCUUUAUCAUCUAAAGCUUCCCAAAACUACAGCUUCUACAACGAUAGCUCUAAUAUUGGCAUCUAUGGACUCUUUCUCUGCCGAGGCGAUGUUUCUAAUAGUACCUGCCAAAGUUGUGUCAGCUAUGCGACCCAAGACAUCACAACUCGGUGUCCAUCUAAUAAUAGCGCAAUCAUAUGGUACGAUGAAUGCAUGUUACGCUAUUCCAAUGUUAAUUUCUUUGGACAGGUACAAACUUCUCCAGAGGUACUCAUGUGGAAUGUCAGGAACACAACCUCACCUGAUCAGCCCAACUUUAGCGCAGUUGCUCUAAUGAACAUUCUAACAGGGACAGCAGUAAAUGACGAUAUGUUGUUUCAUGAUGGGAAUUUGACAGCAAGUAAUGGAUCCAAUCAAACUUAUGGGUUAGUGCAGUGUACUAGAGAUAUCAGUAGUAGUGGUUGCAGCAGUUGCUUAAGCCUGUUGAUCAAGGAUGCUGAGAGUUGUUGCCAAUCGAAAAUAGGGUUGCGUAUCAUAGCCCCAAGUUGCAGUAUAAGGUAUGAGACCUACUCUUUCUUUCAACAACCACCAGUGCCGCCGCCUUCAGCACCAGCACCACCGCCCCCACCUCAAUCAUCAGGUAAGACAUAUGGAGGAAAGAAGACAAAAAAGACAGUAAUCAUUACUAUAUCAUCACUUGCAUCAAUUGCACUAGUUGCAGCUGUCUUGGGUUUCUGGUAUUAUUCAUCAUCAGACAGGAGGAAAAGAAAUUUAGAUGGAGAUAAAAGCCAAGAAAUUCCAUUACAAAAUAAUUUAGCAGGUUCACUUUCAAUGCCGUUAGACUAUAGUAUCUAUGGAAGGGAUGAUGACAACAGAGGAGAAAUGAAUUACUUCAAUUUAAGUACAAUAUUGACUGCUACAAACAAUUUCUCUGAUGCCAAUAAGCUUGGAGAAGGUGGUUUUGGCCCAGUGUACAGGGGCAAGUUGAUUAAUGGGAAGGAAAUAGCAGUUAAAAGGCUUUCAAUGAAAUCAAAACAAGGUCUUGAAGAGUUCAAGAAUGAAGUGAUUUUAAUUGCAAAACUUCAGCAUAGGAAUCUAGUAAGGCUCUUGGGAUGCUGCUUGGAAGGAGAAGAAAAACUUCUAGUCUAUGAGUACAUGGCCAACACUAGUCUUGAUGUCUUCUUGUUUGAUCCAAAGAAAUGUAAAGAACUAGACUGGGCUAAACGGACAAGCAUUGUCAAUGGGAUUGCAAAAGGACUUCUCUAUCUACAUGAGGACUCUCGGCUCAAAAUCAUCCAUAGGGAUUUGAAAGCAAGCAAUGUAUUGCUAGAUGAUGAAAUGAACCCAAAGAUAUCAAAUUUUGGCACUGCUAGGAUUUUUGGGGGCAAUCAAAUAGAAGCCAACACAAUCAGAGUUGUGGGUACAUAUGGAUACAUGGCGCCAGAAUAUGCAAUGGAGGGAUUAUUUUCAAUAAAGUCUGACAUAUAUAGCUUCGGGAUUCUACUGCUAGAAAUUGCUAGUGGAAAAAAGAACAGCGGCUUCUAUCAUCCAGAGCGUGAAGAAAGCCUUCUGUCAUAUGCAUGGCGAUUAUGGAAUGAUGGCAAAGGACUGGAAUUUAUAGAUCAGACCAUAGUUGAUACUUGUCCUAUAAGUGAGGUACUGAGAUUGAUCCAUAUUGCAUUGUUAUGUGUUCAAGAAGAUCCUAAUGAUAGACCUACCAUGUCAAUGGUCGUACUCAUGCUUGCAAGCAAAUUGAUAAACCUUCCUCAACCAUCAGCACCUCCAUUUACAGUAAGUAGAUUUAUCAUGUUUGAUCAAUCUUCAACAGUUGGCACCGGCUAAGGAUUUGUCACAUCUGAUCUGUCUUCAACAAGUGCUUCUUGCUAGUGAAGAG